UCCCUAUCCAUUGGCCACAUCAUCAUCGAGUUCGUUAGACUUUGUCGAUAAAAAGUAAUAGACAGUGACAUUAUUGGUACAAAACUAGAAGUUCAAUAUUAUUUGAUGGGGACCGGAAAUAAAACCGGAGGACAUUCAAUUCAUACCACCGUAUCUGUAUUAUUGAAGACCUUAAAUCUCUGGUGUGAGCUGUUGUAAAAGCUCAGAACUUCAAAUUCUCCUUCCCAAAUCAUAAAUUUGUAUCCCGUUAGAUAAGCACUGUUGUCUUUAUAUUUAGUGGGUCCACAUAAAUUAUAAUUUUGAAGAAUUCCGAGAAGGGCCAUGGCUGAUAAUUCCAAGGAAGAGUUUCUGAAUCUGAUUAAGCGAGUUGGGGCUUUUAUCACUGUCAAGAUUUCCAAUCUCUUGCGGGACCUGGAUUCGAGAUCUAUUGGAGCUAUUGCUGGGUUAGCAUUAGCAGUUUUUUUUACUUGGAGACUAUUGACACUACCUAGUGGGACUCAAAGAAGGCAACAUAAAAGUUCGGCUGGGGCCACUAGCUCUGGUUCUAGUACUUGCACAACUGCAGAUGUAACAUGUUCCAAGGUUAGCACUUCUUCAGAAUAUUCAAGCACUCAGAAUGCAGUUAAGGAGCUCUUUCAGCCUGCGAAGCCAACUCUAGGUAAAAUAGUUAGAAAAAGGUUGAAUCGAGGGAGGAAGGUUACAUGCCAGUUGCUUGGUGUAAUCCUUGAGGAAAGCAGCCCAGAGGAGCUGCAGAAGCAAGCAACUGUAAGACCAUCAGUGCUAGAGGUGCUGCUUGAGAUCACAAAAUGUUGUGAUCUUUAUCUCAUGGAAAGGGUGCUGGAUGAUGAAAGCGAAAAGAAAGUUCUCGUAGCAUUGGAAGAUGCUGGAGUUUUUACAUCUGGUGGCUUAGUUAAAGACAAGGUUCUCUUCUGUGGGACAGAGAAUGGGCGGACAUCUUUCGUAAGACAACUAGAACCAGAUUGGCAUAUAGACACGAAUCCUGAAAUUGUCACUCAGUUAGCGAGAUUCAUCAAAUAUCAGCUUCACAUCUCUGCUAUCAAUCCCGAAGGUUCGGCAUCCAACAUUUUCACUACUACAUCCUUGGAAAAUUUCUUUGGACUCGUUUAAUCUGCAUCUAGUAAGGGAAUACAGUUUUUCGCAUCCACUUUGUCUUCUUCACCUACAUUAAUACUAGUGAUUAUUGAAGUUCAUCAGAUAGCUUAACAUUGUACUUUAAGAUAAUGUACAAUAAUCUAGGUAACAAUAACAAAAGAACUCUUCGUAAUUAGGUCGUACCCCGGGUUGACAAAACCUGUCUGCCAUCUACGAAACCAUGGAUAAUUUUUCUCUUGUUCCAUUGGAGUUUAUAUUGUACAUUAGCAUUUAUGAUACGUUUGUCUCGGUUGUUGUCCUAUAAUUUUUCCUUUCAUGGGAUAUCUUUCUCUGUAAGCAUUAUGGAAGUAUCUCGAUUGCCAUGUUGCUUAGCCCAUGUUUGGCUAAUGUUUAUAAA
Olea europaea var. sylvestris is the source of this 1510-nucleotide messenger RNA. Its product is annotated as peroxisome biogenesis protein 22-like. NCBI's taxonomy places the organism in Eukaryota, Viridiplantae, Streptophyta, Magnoliopsida, Lamiales, Oleaceae. The transcript has 8 exons. Gene Ontology annotation, biological process: peroxisome organization. The coding region runs from base 322 to 1128 and encodes 268 amino acids. The record is from RefSeq and is a predicted model, not a curated record.